This is a messenger RNA of Apis cerana (Asiatic honeybee), 2050 nucleotides long. RefSeq names its product leptin receptor gene-related protein. Gene Ontology annotation, cellular component: endosome. The record is from RefSeq and is a predicted model, not a curated record. Gene Ontology annotation, biological process: late endosome to vacuole transport via multivesicular body sorting pathway. Lineage: Eukaryota; Metazoa; Arthropoda; Insecta; Hymenoptera; Apidae.
AACUCCCCAUUGUUAAAUCAAAAUUUAAAGGCAGAUUUACAAAAAAAACUCAUCAUUUUAUGUUUAUUAAUGUUAUACAUAUAAUUUUAAUAAUUUUAUUGAUUACAAAGAUAAUUAAAAUACUUUGAAUAACUUUUAUUUAUUUUUUAUUUUUAUUUUUUAAUCUGAAUACAUAAAGAUUAUUAUAUAUUCAAAUAAAGUUUAAAUGAAAUAUUUGUACUAAAUCCAUGUGUAGAACUUUUUAAAUAAAUAUAAACUUAUAUUUAAAAUUUUUCUUUUUGUUAAUUUUAAAUUUAUGUUACAUUCAUUAGAUAAUCUUAAUACUAUCUAGUAAAAGUGUGUUUCAAACUAAACUUUAGAUCACGUCACGACAUUCUCGAAGUGAGAAUACGAUAAAUAUACUUGUCAAAUCGGUCUAAAAUGGCUGGAAUUAAAGGUUAUUCGGCAUAUUUUUAAUUACAUAAAUAUAUAAAAUUUUUUUAUAAAAUCAAAAAAUAUGAUAUUGCCGAUAAAAAUUUAAUAAUAAGAAGCAUAAAUUAAAAAAAAUAAUAUGUUCAAACAUAACCUACUAUUUUUAUUAUCAUUGCUGUCAAAUUUUUUCAUAUUUAUUAAUUUAUUUUAUAAUUUUUUAUAAUGUAAAUUUAUUAUUCUUUUUACUUAUUUCUCUUUAUAAACAAUUAUUUUCAGAUAUUAUAAAUAUUUAUUAUAUUCAGAUAUUUAAAUAUUAUAUUAAAAGAUGAGAAAGGUUGAAUAUUUUUUUUUAAUAUUUAUAUACAGAUUAUUAAAAAUGUAAGAAAUAUUAUCUCAUAUAAAAUGUGAAAUUGAAAAAUAUUCAUUAUGAUAAAUAGAUUAUAAUAUAUAUAAAAUGAUCUAUAUUUUUAUAUUUAUAUUUUUUCAAUUAAGUUUUUUUAUUAAUUAUUUGAUUUUUAUAUGUAUUUUAUAUUAGUUAUUUUAUAAAUAAAUCAUUUAUUAUACAAACUUUUUAUAAAGUUUUUCAUUAAAUAAAUAUAAAAAACAAGUAUAUAAAUUAUUUUUUAAUUAGUUUUUAUAAUUUUAAUUUUAUAAUAUACAAUUAUAAUUUAAAAUUAUAUUGUAUAAUAUAAAAGUUAUAUAUUUAUAUAUAAUAUAAUUUCUUCAUUUUGUUACAUGCUUUUAAUGAUCUUCAUUAAUAAACAGCAUUAGUACUUUUGGCAUUUGGUGGAUCUAUUGGUAUGACAUUUGUCAUACUUGGUUGUGCUUUACCUACAUAUAAAGUAUGGUGGCCAUUUUUUGUUGUGUUAUUCUAUAUAUUAGCACCAGUCCCAACUAUAAUUGCACGUCGUUAUACAACAAAUGAUUUUGAAAAUAAUCCUAAUCCAUGUUUGGAAUUGGCAAUAUUUAUUACUAUGGGCUUUGUGGUAUCAUCUUUUGCUCUUCCUAUUGUCUUAGCUCGGUCUCCAAUCAAUGAUCCAGUGAUACAAUGGGGUGCUUGUUAUUUGACUUUAGCAGGUAAUAUUAUUAUAUAUCUAACUCUAGUCGGAUUUUUUGUAACCUUUGAUCAAGACGAACUCGAAUAUAACACAUGUUGAAAUACUGUACUUCAUUGUACUUAUUUAUUAAUACUACAUGGUAAUAUCUUAGAUCACAUUUUAUUAUUUCUAAUUAAUUUUAUAUUCUUUUUAAGUAUAAUUUGAAUACUUUCAGGUUUUUGCAAAAUAAAAGGAAUGUAAAUCAUAUACUGCACUGACUGACAGUUAUGUGUUGAUUCUAAGUCAUCGCAAAAUUUAUAGUAUAUUAUUUACACGAUAUAUAUAUUAUCACAAGUCAUUUAUAGUAGAUAUUAAUACUAUAACAAAUAGUAUUACAAUAACUAAUACUAAAGUCAAUAAUGAUUUAUUUUGCUAUUUCUAUGCAGUAACUAAAAUUUCAAAUUGUAAAGGAUUAAAAUUUUUAUAAACUUUUUUGGAUAAAAUUAGAAGUAUAACUAUGCUAAAACAUGUAAAAUUUAAUAUACUAUUUAUUGAAUUUAAGUUCUUGAAAGCAAUAUUAAUAAAUACAAUUUUUUAUAUUA